Molecule: messenger RNA, 3927 nt
Organism: Drosophila obscura
Lineage: Eukaryota; Metazoa; Arthropoda; Insecta; Diptera; Drosophilidae
Exons: 2
Coding region: 369-1247 (292 amino acids)
Source: RefSeq, a predicted model, not a curated record
CCUCGGGCAAGCACGUCGCGUUGGUGGCUUCCAUUUCCGUGUCCGGUGUAGUCCUGCCUGUGUGUGAGAGCGUACGUAAGUGCGUGCCUCUCUCUGGCUGCGUGUGCAUGUGUCUGUAGGUGUGAGGGCGCCAAGUGGUUCGUGUGUCUGCUUAACCACCAGUUAAACAACAACAGUCAAACAAAGACAUUUAUCCUUCACCAGGAAGGAGCAGAUAAAUAUUUAGAUAGACAGAGUUGAGAUUCCUAAAAUAUUGACAGACCGAAAGCCGCAAUCAAAAACUGCAAGCGAACUGCAAAAAUUGAAGAAAUAGAAGACCACAGCGGAAGACGCUGAGAAACAGGCAACAGUUCUUUUGCCGCUCGAACAUGGAAAUGGAUGUUAAUCGCCAGACACGCCACAAUGGCAACCUAAUGACCAUAUCCGCCCGCUGUUCCAACAACAAUUCAGCAGCAACUACAGGAACUGAGACAGCAUCCUCUUCGGCGCCGCCAAGCGGUUGUUGCGGCAUCUUGAGUCGCCUCUUUUGUGUGAGUCGCCACAAGGCAACGCAGCUGGUGGCAGGCAGCGAGUGCCACAGCAACGAUCCAUUCUCGUCGCAGCUGCAAUGCAAGGCAGCCACUGCAUCCGGACAGCGACGCCGACGCACGCCACAGGAAAUCUACUUCGAGAGUCGUGGCAAGUCUUGCAAGAAGCUAUUGAAAUUCAAUGGCAAUUCCAAUAAGAUAUUGCUUUAUCCUGAAGAGGGCUGGGCGCGCACUGCCUCGUCCAGCUACUGGACCAUCACGCCCUGCUGGUGGCAGCCCAAUCGCUGCCGCAUUGUCGAGUGCGCCGGCACACAGCGUCGGGCGACAAAGGCACGAAUGCUGCCACUGGAACAGCAGGGCUCCCUGCUGAUUGCCGGACACUUUGGCAGGAGCACGCCAAUGGCAUCGGCAUCGGCAGCAGCAGCAUCCGGAACUGUGGCUGCCACUCCAACAUCUGCAGCAGCAGCAACAACAACUUCAGCGGCAACAACAGGCUCUCGGACCAGAUCCAAUGGCUGUGACAAGUCACAGCCCGCGUGGAACGACGAGUUCAAGCUGUAUCUGACGUCAAACAUCUCGAUGGAGGACUACAACAUGGGCUAUUGCCUCACCGGCUUUGUAGAGCGACGCUGCCAGCUGACAAACACCUUUCAGAUGACUCACUUUGCCGUCAUCAAGCGGCAGUGGCCGCCAUCGCCGUCCAAUCUGAGCAAAUCAUAAGGUACCCCCUCCCUUUCCCUACAUCCAACUCCAACCCCUUUCCACCCCCACACAUAUUUGUGAUUGUGAUCCGGUAUUUGGUUAAGAUUUUGAUCAAAACAAAUAAAAACUAUCCCGAUUUUUGUAAAGUUUUUAGCAGUUAAGUAGUGUGAAAUAAUUGUUGUGCAAUCUCAAAUCGAAAUCAAAAGAAAUACACCUUUAGCAGUGUCCUGAAAACAAUGACCGAUCAAACUUUUUGGCUAUUAAAAACUCGUAUCCAAUGGAAAGUCUUCAAGCUUGUUUUUCAAGAGAAAACUUAGAUGUGAGCUCGAAAGCUCAAGCAGAAGGUGUAGAGUCUCAGCCUCUAUUUAAGGGACGACUGGAAUUCACUUCUGUGUACUUAGCGAGUAAAUUGUAUUUUUAUCUAAAUGUUCUAGAGAAAUGCCAGCGAAAAUUUAGCAGAAAAACCGAAAUCGAAACCGAAAAACUCUAUGUGUGCUUUCAGUGUUGUGUACUACGAAAAUAAAAUACAAAAUAAAAUAAAAAACGCAUGAAAAAAUAACUGUUAAAUGCCAAAUGAAACUAAACCGCUUAGCCAGCACUCACACACACACACACACACACAGAGAGUUGCUGCAGCACACUCAUACAGUUGCAGCACUUGAGCUUGGGCAGCUACUUAAUGCCUCAAAAAAGUGCAACAAAUUGAAACUUGUGCUUGUCGAAGCAUGUGAUUGUGAGUGCUCCCCUAGGGGCAUGGCACCUACAUAAGUGUGCAUGUGUAUGUGUGCCAAAGUGCUCGAGUGCGUGUGUGUGUGUGUGUGUGUGUGUGUGAUGGCUGGGUACUCUCUUCUACGAUAUACAUACUUACUAUAUGUACUUAAACGGCCAUGUUUGCGCAACUUAUUGCCUUUAAGCUUUAAAAUAUAAGCGCAGCGCGUACACAACAGCAGCAAACAAGCCAACAGCUUGAAGGGAUGGCAACGGCCACUAAGCAUCAGGAAAUGAUUUCUUUAAUAAAAUUAAAUCCCAUAAAAGGUGCUGCUUAGUGGCCGCAAUCAUUUCUUGAAGUUCAGUCCAAAGUUUGCACUGUUCACUCUACGCUUAGCCUAAGCCACACUAUCUCUACGAGUAUCUAUCUCACCCAAUCACCGACCCACUCACCAACCCACUGACCCCCACUCACUUGUGCUGUCGCUCUGUCCCCUCAUCCACUCACUUUUGAGCAUAAUACGCAACGUAUAUCAACAAUUCGUCCAAUAAUUGGAGUCUUUUGGCGCACAAAUUGCCAAGGAACAAUUGGCAAGGCCAAAGCUCCAGUUGCCAAAAAACCCUAAGUGUUAAAAACAAAUAAAUGAAAACCAAAGCUAAAUAGGUAAAGAGAAAACCAAAAAAUUAAAAACCAAAAACUGUAUGUAUGUAGUUUAAGGAAUGCAUAGUUUAAAAUUCAACAAAUAUUUACAAGCUAGAGUUUUAUGAAUCUAUACGAAAUCUAUAUAUUGUAUGUGUAUACUAUGUGUGUAGGGCUGAACCUUUUUGCGAAUAUAUAUGUAUUUGUAUAUGUAUAUGUAUAUCUGUGUAUUUAUAUAUAAUUGUAUUCCAUAUACAACAAUAACAUUUUUGCCGUAGUUCGCAUAGCUCGCUUUUAGGCGCUUUACACGCAAGCGACAAAUGGGGGAAAACUCCAGAAAAUCCCCCAUGGAUAUCUUAUUUGCUUCAGACACUCCGACCCCGCCACUUCAAUCCUCAUCUAAUUGAUAUUUACGUGUCAGGUACCUGCCAGAUUCAUCCUGAACAUAAACAUGAACAUGAAUUAUAUAGAAAUACAAAUAUUAAUCAAUGAAUUAUGUGCAAAUAUUUGAGUCCAUUUUGAUUAGGAAAUACACCGAGAAACUGGGAAUUAUUUUAUUGAAAACUGUUCUAUAUAUUAUGCGUACACUCACACUAUUGCAUAGGGAUGUACCCCAAAUGUCUAGAUUCUACUACUAUGCUGUUCUGUGGAUGUGUGCGUGUCCUUCUAUGUGUGUAGCAUAAAUUUCUGCGCUUUAGCUUCAAAACAGACAAAAGCCCGGCUUAAAGCUGAAACCCCUAAAUGAAUAAAUAUAUAGUAUGAACACAAGAACACGCAAUGAGCUUCUUUUGUAGUCGAAUCGAGCAAACAAGAUAUGAAAAACAAAUGAAAAACAAAACAAAAACAAAAACAAAUUGAUAUUUAAUAUUGGUAAGCCGCAAAUACAAACAUACAUGAAAAACCAAAAACCAAUUAGGCCUACAACUCGUACGUGAGCAAUGGCAAAGGGCUUAAAAUUAAUUCAUUAACAUUAAGCUUGUAUUUGAAUAAGCGGAGUGGAAAACACCCGACUAGUUUGUAGCAGAAAUAUUUAUGUAUUACGAUGAAUUGGUAGCGAAACAAAAAUGCGCAAAUAUAAAUCGAAUCAAAGGGAAAUCGAUUGGAAAAUGAAAAUAAAAAUGCAAAUUUAAAUCAAACAUGUUGACAUGUUGAUCAGGCGAAAGCAUAAAUCAAAUCAAAUCAAAUAAAAAAGCGCCAACAAAUGCAAUUUGAGUCAGCGGUUGAAAUGUGCAUUGAAAGUAAAUACUUGUACACUGGAGGGUGGUUCUGUACCGUAAUGGCAAUAGAGGCAGAAUUCAAAAUGCAGAGAUUAUAUACCCGAAAUCAAAACAUAGGAAAUAAAGAAAGAAA